Dioscorea cayenensis subsp. rotundata (Guinea yam) is the source of this 1337-nucleotide messenger RNA. RefSeq names its product myb family transcription factor PHL7-like. NCBI's taxonomy places the organism in Eukaryota, Viridiplantae, Streptophyta, Magnoliopsida, Dioscoreales, Dioscoreaceae. The record is from RefSeq and is a predicted model, not a curated record. Gene Ontology annotation, molecular function: DNA-binding transcription factor activity; DNA binding. Bases 169 to 978 code for a protein of 269 amino acids. The transcript is spliced from 7 exons.
CGAGCUCCGCGUGGACUUUCUUCUUUCGGUUCCAUCGUGAAACCCUCUCUCGCUCUCUCUCUUUUUAUAAUCUCCGCCACGAAUGCCCCCCGAGAACCUCCCCCGAUUCUAGGGUUUCUCUCGUUGGAACCUGAAUUCCAAGCUUCUCUGGUCCAACGUCUUGUCAGUAUGUACCAUGCCAAGAUUGUUUCAACAACAGCAAUGGUUCCCCAUAAAAUCCAUGGCACAGACGGCAUGCUGCACUCUGAAACUCAAGGCUCUAAUCAACUUGAUGAUGCUAAUGUUUUUGGAGGGUCUACUGCAAUAAAUGCACCUAAUUCGGCAGGAAGUGGAAAGCUUCGAUUGAGAUGGACUUCAGAUCUGCAUGACCGCUUUGUUGAUGCUAUUAACCAGCUUGGUGGACCAGAUAAAGCUACACCUAAAGGAGUACUUAGAAUAAUGGGUGUUCCAGGGCUUACUAUUUAUCAUGUGAAAAGCCAUUUACAGAAGUAUCGCCUAGCAAAGUUUCUGCCUGAAUCCUCGGCUGAUGGUUCAAAGGAUGAUAUGGAGAAUGCCAAGGAUACCCUCUCCAAUACAGAGACUUUGCAAGGAGGACAGAUAAGUGAAGCUUUGAGAAUGCAAAUGGAAGUGCAGAAACGACUCCAGGAACAGCUUGAGGUCCAAAGACAAUUACAGCUUAGGAUCGAAGCGCAGGGUAAGUAUCUCGAGAAAAUCAUUGAGGAGCAGCAAAAACUUAGUGGUGCUAUCAAAAUGUGUCCUCCCCUCAAACCCGGAGAGAAGUCAAAGUCAUUCGAGCUCCUACCACCACCGGAAGACAACCUCAGUGAUCUCCCCUGUUGUAUGAAGAAACUCCGGACAAGUGAUCAGUUGCCAGAACAUGUGGAUGUCCCACCUCGACCAGACUCAAACGCUACGCGCACUGAAUGGAACCUUGAGGUUUACAACGAGGGCGAAGAGGGAAUCAGGUUCGAUAUCUAAAUAAACUAUAAAGAGAGCGAUGACAACUGUUAGCCAAGAUCUCUCUCGGCAGACUGUUAACAUAACAAUUAUUCUCCAAUGACUUGGUUGUGUCAAUGGAUGAUUCGUCGUCCAAACCGCAUUCGAUUAUCUGCUUUGGUUUAUAAGAGAGAUUGAUUGAUAUCAAAGAAUCCAUUGAGAUUGAAGAGUUUCAGUGAAAGAUGAAAUCUGAUUGAAAUUGUUGUUUGUUUUGGUGGGUUCCUAAUGAUUAAUUAAUGUGUAAUUGAGUGGCAAGUGCAUGCUUAUUCUUUGUUGCCAGAAAGGAUGUGUUAUAUCAUUAUAUGUUAUGAAAGUAUAAAUUCCAAAGCGUGUUUCAUUAA